This is a messenger RNA of Octopus sinensis (East Asian common octopus), 717 nucleotides long. Its product is annotated as crossover junction endonuclease MUS81-like. Gene Ontology annotation, cellular component: nucleus; Holliday junction resolvase complex. Bases 1 to 627 code for a protein of 208 amino acids. Gene Ontology annotation, molecular function: 3'-flap endonuclease activity; crossover junction DNA endonuclease activity; DNA binding. NCBI's taxonomy places the organism in Eukaryota, Metazoa, Mollusca, Cephalopoda, Octopoda, Octopodidae. The transcript is spliced from 4 exons. The record is from RefSeq and is a predicted model, not a curated record. Gene Ontology annotation, biological process: mitotic intra-S DNA damage checkpoint signaling; DNA catabolic process; double-strand break repair via break-induced replication.
AUGACCCCCUGCAGUGCCCUCAAACACAAAUGGAUGAGGUCGUUGGCCGCAGCCUCCCUAAGGAAAUUCCCUAUCCGAAUCAAAUCAGGCAACGAUUGUAAAAUCCUGGAGGGUUUUGGACCUAAAUUGUGUGCAAUGGUCGACCAAAGACUGGCACAGACAAAUCCUGAGACAACAAGGACUACAAAUCCUUGCAAUCCAACUCGCCCAGUGUCGUCAUAUUCUGAGGGAUCUGCCGAAGGGACCAGACUGUGGUCAACCAUCAGCGCGGAAAUAGAUUUGGCGGGCUCGGGGGCUCAGUCGAGUGAGUUGACAGGAGGGGAGAGGACGGUAGUGCAUCCGAGUGAGGGAGGGCGGAUUGUGCUGUACGUGGAUAAUUGUGAGUUCUGUGGGAAUCGGAAUGAACAGCUCUUCCGGGAGUUGGCCAGUAUUGACUACUGUGUCACCAAACUGGUUGUGGGGGAUUAUUUGUGGGUGUAUUCAAGGCAUUCUGAGCACCCUGUGUGUCCACAUGAUGACGAUGUGGUGCUUGAUUUUAUUGUGGAGAGGAAACGAAUUGACGACCUUGCCUCGUCUAUAAUUGACGGACGUCUCCACGAGCAGAAGGUAUUGGACAGGCCUAAAUGACAGCAUCGCCUCAAAACGACAGGAAUUAGGAAUAUAAUGUAUGUGGUCGAGGAUGGUAGAAAAGGGGCACUCUACUGCUCACUCAACUCG